Molecule: messenger RNA, 138 nt
Organism: Racocetra fulgida
Lineage: Eukaryota; Fungi; Glomeromycota; Glomeromycetes; Diversisporales; Gigasporaceae
Source: the annotation of a GenBank genome assembly
AUGGAAUACGCUAAUGUAAACAGUCAUCUGGAGCGGAACAUUAAUCCGUUUCACCUGACUAACGGCAUUGGAAUUCGCACGACGGGAGUGAUGACAGGAAGGUCUUUAAUAAAUUAUAAGAUUCUUGAUUUGGGUUGA